AUGGCAACCAUGGAUAUAAUCAAGCUGCAUGGUGGCAGCCCAGCAAACUUUCUAGACGUCGGCGGAGGAGCCAACGCAUCUCAGGUGACUGAGGCAUUUCGUCUUAUAACUUCCGACUCCAAAGUUCACGCUAUUCUAGUAAACAUCUUCGGUGGUAUUAUGCGGUGUGAUGUAAUUGCCCAAGGAAUUGUUGCCGCUGCCGCCGAGCUCAACAUUAAAGUUCCUAUAGUCGUCCGGUUGCAGGAUGUCGACUUGUUUGCCCCUGGGUGUUUCUGCAUCCCUUGUCCUGUUUUAUUCAUUGGUUUGUAA
Protopolystoma xenopodis is the source of this 309-nucleotide messenger RNA. The record is from the annotation of a GenBank genome assembly. Lineage: Eukaryota; Metazoa; Platyhelminthes; Monogenea; Polystomatidea; Polystomatidae.